UUUUUCUUGACAGCUUUGUCAAAGCGCGUAGUGACGUCCGGAAAUUCUGCGAGAGUGAAUUUACCAGAAAGACUCAACCAGAUAACUUCAACGUUGGAAGAUGUUUGCAUUCUUCGGGAAAGUUUGGCAAAAUUUCCAACUCCUGCCUAGAGUACAUGCUCAGGAUGAGGAAGAGAUUGUCGAUCCUCAGCAAGUUUUGCGGGAAAAGUGCGCCCAGGUGCCUAAGAUUGAAUCCCUGUGGGGGCGAUACCAGGAGUGCAAUGAUAGAGUAAAUAGCCGCACAAAAACCACCGAGAAUUGUCAAGAGGAGCUCUUUGAUUAUCUCCAUGAGCUGGAUCAUUGCGUUACCCACACACUUUUCUCCAAAUUGAAGUAAUUUCCACAUAGGGAUUACAUACUCCCGGAAAUGAUUAGGUAAAAAACUAAUAUGUUAGCCAAAGUAAACGGCUGAGGAAUAAAGGAGGUAUCAUAAGUUA
Messenger RNA from Lutzomyia longipalpis, 476 nucleotides. Its product is annotated as cytochrome b-c1 complex subunit 6, mitochondrial-like. The transcript is spliced from 3 exons. The record is from RefSeq and is a predicted model, not a curated record. NCBI's taxonomy places the organism in Eukaryota, Metazoa, Arthropoda, Insecta, Diptera, Psychodidae. The coding region runs from base 101 to 376 and encodes 91 amino acids. Gene Ontology annotation, biological process: mitochondrial electron transport, ubiquinol to cytochrome c.